Messenger RNA from Hypomesus transpacificus, 774 nucleotides. RefSeq names its product POP5 homolog, ribonuclease P/MRP subunit (gene pop5). Gene Ontology annotation, cellular component: ribonuclease P complex. Bases 41 to 571 code for a protein of 176 amino acids. The record is from RefSeq and is a predicted model, not a curated record. Gene Ontology annotation, biological process: tRNA 5'-leader removal. The transcript is spliced from 5 exons. Lineage: Eukaryota; Metazoa; Chordata; Actinopteri; Osmeriformes; Osmeridae. Gene Ontology annotation, molecular function: ribonuclease P RNA binding.
CGCGGAAGUCGUUUUCGUUGAUCAACACACGUGAAGAAAGAUGGUGAGAUUUAAAUCGAGAUAUUUGCUGUGUGAAGUAAACGUGACAGAUCGAAACAGUCUAUCGUUGCUUGAUGAUCGGUCAAUCAAUGCAAUGGUCAAAGGAGCGGUGAGUCGAAUGCACGGUGACUACGGGGCAGCACUGUGCAACAUUGGAUUCACAGUAAAAUAUGUUAACGCCCACACUGGAAUUGUGUUCCUGCGAUGUCGGAAGAGCCACUACAGGACCAUCUGGUCUGCUCUGCCUUUCAUCUCCAUUCUGGAGAACAGAGGUCAUAAGGUGCCAUGUUUCCUGAACUGUUUACAUGUAGGAGGAACUAUCAGAACGUGUCAGAAGUUUCUGGUCCGAUAUAAUACACAGCAGCUGCAUCGGAUGCUCCCCAAUUGUCAGAGCGAAGCAGAAAGACUGGAGGUCGAGAGAGCAGUCUUGAGCUGCUCAAUCGUGAAAGGACAAGAGAAUGAAUAUGAAUUGGACAGUGAAGAGGAGGAAGAAGAGAUACCUGAACCUCCAUUCCAUGCAGUUGAUCAUUGAAUGUUAGGAGGAAGACAGUCAGUUCUGUCUCAAGACCUAUGGAACUCCUUGAAAAAGUUGCCCAGGGACCCUGAGAAAUUGUUUGCCUUACAAAUUGGGCAUGGUAACAAUAGACAUGUUUAUACAGUGUAAAUAGUUUUCUGUUCAUAUUGUGAAAUGGAUUUUGGCCUGUUAAAACAAUAAAAGUGAACAUUUAAUUAACU